Molecule: messenger RNA, 1521 nt
Organism: Diospyros lotus (date-plum)
Lineage: Eukaryota; Viridiplantae; Streptophyta; Magnoliopsida; Ericales; Ebenaceae
Product: E3 ubiquitin-protein ligase Os04g0590900-like
Exons: 1
Coding region: 279-1328 (349 amino acids)
Biological process (GO): protein ubiquitination
Molecular function (GO): transferase activity
Source: RefSeq, a predicted model, not a curated record
GAGAAGAGAACAAGAAAAAAGAAAAGCAAAGUUAAAAAAAAAAAAGAAACCCACCCCUCCACCAACAACAAAAUCAUCAUCAUCAACUUUCAAUCUUCCUGUUCCUAGUUCACUUCCCAUCCUAACCCCUCUCGUAAUUCCUCCUUCCCUUCAAAACCCAUCUACCAUUGUUAUCUUCUCAAGUUCUCACAGUUGUGUUAGAUUCAAGAUUUUGCUUACGAGGAACAACCCGUUGUCGCCAUGGGAUAAAGACGAAUCGAUUCCCAAUUCACUUAGCCAUGGGAUCGCUAAUAAAUCCGAAACCUUGGGUGCCAUACAUGAACACCAAGGACUGUUCCCAAGGCUUCUGCAGCUUAUACUGCCCCCAAUGGUGCUACAUAAUCUUCCCUCCGCCGCCACCGAUUGAAUUCCCCGGCGACAAUUCCGGCCCCAACUUCUCCCCGCUGGUCAUUGCCAUCAUCGGAAUCCUGGCCAGCGCCUUCCUUCUCGUCAGCUACUACGCCAUAAUCUCCAAGUACUGUAAAAACAUGGACUCUCCGAGAAGUAGAGAAAGCCAUGAAGCCGACGAAGAACUCGAAGAUCACGACGAUCCGUCGACCCACGAGUCAUGGCACGGUGCCAACGCCGGCUUGGACGAGGCUCUGAUCAAAUCUAUUACAGUGUGCAGGUACAAGAAGGGAGAUGGCUUUAUCGACGGCACGGAUUGUCCAGUUUGUCUCAGCGAGUUCCAGGAUUCGGAGAGCUUAAGGUUGUUGCCGAAAUGCAGCCACGCUUUCCACGUCGCCUGCAUUGAUACCUGGCUCAAAUCCCACUCCAAUUGCCCCCUCUGCCGAGCUAAUAUAGUCCCGGUUCCGCCUCCGCAGCCGUUGCCGAUGCCGUUGCCGACGCCACUGCCGCCGGAAGCAGAACCACCGGCGACUGAUGAAUCCUUACCGAACAAUAACGAGAAUUUAGUUGAAGCGCAAGAUAUAGAGAUGGGUAUUAGCGGGAAAGACGAUUUAGAUCAGGGAGACACGGUAAUUGAGAUAGGGGAAGAAGAAGGUCAAGAGAUUCGAAGAUCGGUGUCGAUGGAUGAUUUGUGUCAAGGCCGGGUUUCGAUUGCAGAUGUUUUAAGGCUGAAGCAGGACGAGGAUGGUGAGGUGGAAGGCGACGUGGGUUCGUCGAAGCGGCCGGCGGGGGAGACCAGCAAGUGCGGGCACAGAAACAGCGGCAGGGCUUUGGCGUUGCAUUGUGUGACGAGCCCUGUGGCGAUGAAGAGGUCGUUUUCCGGGGGGGCGUUUUCGUUUUCACGGCGGGGUAGAGGGAAAAGCAUAAUGAUUCCAUUGUGAAAAGGUUUUAAUUAAUUAUUAAUGUUGUGGUGGAAUUAAAACCGCCAUAUGAAAAUCGUUGGAGAGGUAUGUGAAAUACGAGUGUGAUGCGAGAAGUUGUCUUGUGCAAGAGCGACGAGGGAUUUUUCUCGGCAAUUUUCUCGCUUGUUUUCAUCGUAUGAAUGCUUCGAUUUUUAAGGAUGCUGAUUUUUAA